AGUCUGCCUACGAUGAAAUCCGGAGAAGCAGCUGGGGCAGCAGUACGGUGAACACCACUCCCAAAGGUUCCCCACCGCAAAUCCAAACGGUGAGCCGGAUCCCGGAUUCUACACGCAUGGCACCUGUAGAUCCAUACCAAGUCCUUGGGCCCACUAGCAGCCGCUUGGCAAAUCCAGGUAGCGGUCAGAUCCAGCUGUGGCAAUUUCUCCUGGAGUUGCUCUCGGACAGCAACAAUGCCAGCUGCAUCACCUGGGAGGGGACCAACGGUGAGUUCAAGAUGACGGAUCCCGAUGAGGUGGCGCGACGUUGGGGCGAGCGCAAGAGCAAGCCCAACAUGAACUACGACAAGUUGAGCCGGGCGCUGCGCUACUAUUACGACAAGAACAUCAUGACCAAAGUGCAUGGCAAACGCUACGCUUACAAGUUCGACUUCCAGGGCAUCAACCAAGCCCAACAGGGGCAGCCGGGGGAGCCAGCCCUUUACAAAUACCACCACACGGAACUGCCUUACCUGCCCCCCUACCACCAGCAGAAGAUGGGCUUCGGCCUGGGCCACAGCACGCAGAUGCCCGCCUCGUCCUCAGGUUUUUUCGGCCAACCUGCCCCGUUUUGGAAUUCCACAGGGGGCAAUCUCUAUCCGAACCCCCCGGUGUCCAGGCAGGCUACCAACCACCUGGGCUCUUUCUUCUAAUCUCCAGAAAGUCCUUGGAGCGACCUGAACUUCUACCAGAAGAUCUCAAUUACACAAACGUCCACCACACCCAGAAACUGGGAUACGGGGAAUAUCAUCUUGAACGUAUUUGUGGUCAUCAUGAAUAAAGAGGGCGGGGGGUGGGGGCAGUACCACUCCCCGCCACCAGCAGGUGCUGUUCUGCUGCGCUAUCAAAACAAUUGUGCGAUCAUCUAAUCCACUCCUGGACCUAAGCUGGAAGAUUUUACCAGCCAGAUUUUGUGCUAUCUUCACCUGAAUUUUGCAGAGAUAACCUGGAUCUCUGAAUUAUAGGAGACACAGAUGAGUUGCCUCAGCUUACUUAAUUCCCCACCCCCACCACCCUCCAUCUAGUAUUACACCAUAUACAUUAUGGAAGCAGUAGUGGUAUGUUUCUUCGUAUAUGAAGUAGCGGCAAGGAUGAGGUUAUCACCUUAUGCCAGUGUUCCUCAAUCUUGGCAACUUGAAGUUGUGUGGACUUCAACUCCCAGAAUCCCUCACCCUCCAGCAUGCUGGUCUUGCAUCCUGAAUGGAGAAUUCUGGGAGUUUGACAUCUACUCAAGUUGCCAAGGUUGAGAAACAUUACUUUAACGAUUGCAUUAUAGUCAUUUUUAAUCUUUUCAGAAGUCAAAGUCCCGUCUAAGCCCACAUGUCCAACAUUUUCCCUCUGAUGCUGGCUCUGAGCCAUUAAAAUACUUAAGUUGCAGUACUAGAAGGAUUUUGGGGAGCUGCCUUCCCAAAAUAUUUCAGAGUUUUCUUUAGUCAGAUUUAUUAAAACGUAUGGGGGAUAGCAAGAAUUCCGGGAACUUUUCUCAAUUUAAAACCAGUAUAUCCUUAAGUAGUUUAGGGAGAUUUUCUGAAUCUUCCCCCUUAACCACCUAUACUCUAUAAGUCCCUCUAGUGAUAAUGUUUUCAGGAGGGCCUGCUGAAUCAUUUUCAGUUUGGAGACCAACUCUUGCAAAUUCAAUUUCAGAUGAGGACCAAAUUCAACAGACUCACUUUCUCAAAACUAGGACAUUCCAGAAGUGUGGACUAGGAGGCCCAUGAUUCCCAGCUAGCUAGUUAAAAAUGUGUAUUCUUUUGGAAUUAUGGGAAUGGUUGUUCCAAUGCAUCUCAAUUGGCCCAGACUGGCAAAGAUUGAAGUUCUUGGGGAAAGAAAGAAGCAAAAAGUUAACUAUAGUCCUGUUUGCUCUUAUAAAAUGUAAUUUUCCUUGGAAUUUCAGAAAGUUUCAUACAACGACAAGGGGGUUGGGAUGGGUGAAUGGACUCCGAACUUUUUUUACUCGUAAUAUGGAUGGCUCAAUGGAAGCACAUUAAGCGUAUAAACUACUGAAGCUGUAGGGUGGACUGAACAGCAAAAACAUGGCUUUAGAUGUUCCUCUCUGGAAAGAGCUACCUGCAAUUUUAAAACUAACAGUAAUGUUACUGUACUAGCUUUCUAUUUAUAGGAAUACCUCAUCCUUAUUAUUAUUAUUAUACACACUGGAAUCCAACACCUCUAGGCUGCAGUAGCAUAGUACUCUAUGAUCCUAUGGGUAUCAAGUCAAAUAGUCAGGUAGCAAUGGUGUAACAAGCCAUUGUGUGUAUAGAGACUAAAGGAAUAGGGUUUCUCAACCUGCAACUUUAAGAUGCGUGGACUUCAACUCCCAGAAUUUACCAUUCCCAGCACGUUGAAGUCCAAUCAUCUUAAAAGAUGCUGAGGUUCAGAAACACUGAUGUAGAGCAAAGGGAGAAGGUUACCUCUCGCAUACCAACAUGUCCUGGUGUAGGUCCCAUUUUACUUAAGAGCUUCUCUAACAAAUCAUGAAAUGGUGGAUCUGAAAGGAGCCUCAGAAGCCAUCUAGACAAACUCCAUCCAGAGUAGAAAUCCUGCACCUGUGGCUCUCAGAACAGACAUUGUCCCUCUUUGAGAACCUCUAAUGAGGACACACCACUGCGCAAGACUGAUCUCUCUACUACUAAAUAGUUCUUAUCAAUGAUGACGCUUCUCUUAAAAAACCCUUUCUCCCCACUGUUUAAAGAACUAUUUUUCUAGUUUCAAAUGCUGAAAAUUCACUCAUUGGGAAGUAGACGGUUUUGCCCGGUGGAAGAAAUGGCUUACACUUUGCAAUCUUGAUGUAUGUACACUCUCUUUGUGCAUAAAUCAGGAUUUAAACAAACUUUUGUAUUUAUAUCAUUCCAAAGAUAUAGUGACCUCCAGCCAGGUGGGGGGAAUGGAGAGGAGCUAGGGGGUGGGUGUUACUCAGCAAAUAUUCCUUUACACCAGGGGUGUCAAACUCAAGGUCUGGGGGGGGCCACAUCCGGCCUGCGGAGUGUUUAGAUUUGGCCUGGGGAACCACCCUGGAAACAGCGAAGGGCUGGCCCACGGUGCCUCUGCCAGCAAAAACGGAGCUUGGGAGGAAUGCAGACGGCCCUCCCGAGCGCUGUGUUCAUUGGCAGAGGGUUGCAGGAGGCCGUCGCAGCCUAAAACGGAGCUCAGGAGCUCAUUUUCACUGG
This is a messenger RNA of Thamnophis sirtalis, 3206 nucleotides long. Lineage: Eukaryota; Metazoa; Chordata; Lepidosauria; Squamata; Natricidae. The record is from RefSeq and is a predicted model, not a curated record.